Pestalotiopsis fici W106-1 is the source of this 1107-nucleotide messenger RNA. RefSeq lists its product as uncharacterized. The coding region runs from base 1 to 1107 and encodes 368 amino acids. The transcript has 2 exons. Gene Ontology annotation, molecular function: oxidoreductase activity, acting on paired donors, with incorporation or reduction of molecular oxygen. Lineage: Eukaryota; Fungi; Ascomycota; Sordariomycetes; Amphisphaeriales; Sporocadaceae. The record is from RefSeq and is a predicted model, not a curated record.
AUGGCUGAAAACUCCAUGUUUACCGAAGGGCAGUUCCUGCUCGGCACGUUUGCCAGCAACUGCAGUAGCGGCAUGUCCGUGACCAAGAUCCCUGAGCGAUGGGUGAAUUCGUGGGAAAACAAUCUCAAAUUGGCCAAGCUGUUGGAUGAAGCCGGAAUCGACUUUAUGCUUCCUAUAGCCCGGUGGAUCGGUUACGGAGGAGAGACCAACUUUCACAAAGACGUGCUGGAAACCGUCACAUGGGCUACUGGUCUACUGGCGCACACCAAGGACAUCAACGUGAUUGCUACUGUCCACACAGUUGCAAACCACCCAGCCGUCGUAGCAAAGCAAAUUGCUACCAUUGACAAGAUUAGCAACGGGCGUGUAGGCCUCAAUAUCGUCGCUGGCUGGAACCAGCCCGAGUAUGAAGCGCUGGGGCUGCAACUGCCCGCCACGCACGAGGAGCGCUACGGGUACGCACAGGACUGGUUCGACGUGAUCAAGGCGUUGUGGACCAAGACGGAGUCGUUUGACCACGACGGAAAAUUCUUCAAGCUCAAGAACAUCCUGGGCCUCCCGCAGCCGUCGCGGCGGGCGCCCAUUCUCAACGCCGCGGGCUCGGGGCAGGGCCGCGAGUUCGCCAUCAACAAUGCCGACUUCUUGUUCACGCCGGCGAUUGACCUGGAGCGGAGCAAGGGCGAGGUGGCGGCGCUCAAGGCGCAGGCGCGCGACGCGGGCAAGACGGUCGGCGUGCUGACGCUGGCUCACGUCGUCUGCCGCCCAACGGAGCAGGAGGCCAAGGACUUUUACGCCUACUUCUGCGAGCAGAACACGGACGAGGGCGCCGUGGACAACCUCGUGGCGCUGCAGUUUGCCCACGCCCAGUCGUUUCCACACGACCUGCUCGCCCUCAUCCGCAACCGCAUGGCUGCCGGCCACGGUGGAUAUCCCCUCAUCGGCACGCCGCAGCAGGUGGCUGAUGGGCUCUUGGCUCUGCACGCUGCUGGUUUCAACGGCACGACGAUUUCGUUUGUUGAUUACGUUGAGGAGUUUCCUUACUUUAGGGAUAACGUCCUGCCCAUCCUGGAAAAGGCAGGCAUUAGACGUCCGGCACGCAGUGCCUGA